AAAAUAAAUAUCAAGAGACCAGAGAAUAAAUUAAAAAAAAAAAGACUACUGACUUAAAAGAUGGCCGAGUAAGGAAUUCUUAAAAUAAAAAUAAAUAUUUAAAUAAAUGACAACUGUUAAUCUAUUGAGCUUUCAUCAUGACAUGAAAAAUAAUAAUAAUAAUUAUAUUUCUUCAAGAACCUGAAAAUUAAGGUAAUCUUUACAGUGUUUUUCAUGCGCGCGAAUUGCGAAAUAAGAAAAUAGAUUUUUGGCGGGAGACGCUAAUCUGCUGAUACAGUUGGUUAAUUUUUUUUUAUUUAUUUUGUUACUAAAAUUGAAAGUACUGAUUGCUUGAAAUAUCAUGAAGAAGAUGACUUUCAUACAGAUACACUGGAUUUAUUUGGAUUUAAUGUUAUUUGGCAAUAGUUUUAUUAAUAGUGAUGUUAAUGUUGAUCUUGUGGAUUAAAUAUAGAAUAAUUAAUAUUAAUAGUGGCUUAAAUGUAAUAUGGCGUACAAGUUUCGUGAGGAGAUCGUGGGAAAGAGGUUCCUAUCAGUGAGUAGUGAUUUCUCCAAGUCUAAAGUGAAUAAAAUCAGUGAGUGGGGUUGGAGAUCGGGGGUAAUACGCGCUGCUAGUCACAGGGAUAAUAAUUGCCAUGAUCUUCAAGUUCUUGUUGAAUACGACGACGUGGAAUGGCACAGACGAGAAUGGUUAUCACCGCAUCGAGACACAGCCUUUACAUAUUUUCUCAUCGAAAAAGGAGUUUUUUGGGCAGAGCGUCCAGAUCCACGACAAAACGGUCUCACUGCCAUCGAUCAAUACAAUCACAACAACCAUACAAAUAAUAAUCACCGCAUUAACGGCAAAUCUAAAGGAUCAACAUCCGCAAAUACCGUUCCUUGGCCUGCUAUCGGGUUUUAUCCACUUGUAGCAAGAGAAGAUUUACACGAAGAUAUGAUGCCUGUUGAGUUUAUAAAUGAUAAAAAAUUGGAAUUCGUCGACUAUACAAAACUAAAACCAUUUACGCAGCAAGAUUGGGAGCUAACGAAAGGAAGUUUACUAUGGGCAAAUGCUAUAAGAAGAUGGGCAGAGAUGCAGGAUGGUCAAAGGAUUUUAUUAACCACACCUAGUGUUCUAGUUGGCUUCAGGGUCGAGGUUUAUCGCGCUGAAGGCACUACCCAAUGGUAUACAGCUGUCAUUGUCGGUUACAACGAAUCAACCAAGGAUUUAACAGUAACUGAUGACACCGUGCUUGAAGAGCACAAUGAAGAUCCACGAUUAGUUCAAAUGCGUUUGAUUGGAGAUGGAGUUGUAGAGAGUAUCAUGAGGGGCGAGGUUGUCGGCAUGACGCCGAGGAGGUCGAGGUCGUCGACUGGCCUGAUGACGCACGCAAUUGUCGUCCCUCGAGUGCCGAGAAGACCCCGUGGUCGACCAGUAACCACAUCGUUAACAGUCGCACAACCAGUGUCGCAACAGAUAGAAAAAGAUAAAGGAAUUGCCAAAAAAAAAGGAGCGCAGAAAGUGAACGAAGGAUCGGCACGUGAAAAAACCGAGUCACGUCAAGAGGAUCGCGAAAACAAAGGCCCAGUGAUAAGCACUGUUAAACCUACUAAUCGUGGUCCCCGAUCGUCGGUACUUGAGGAGACCAAUAGUUUAACAAAACUUCGUAAACGCGGUGGAACUGUAACUGGUGGAGGAACUGGGAGCGCCAGUAGCGGAGGAUUAAAAAACGCAGAGACAAAUCGUCGAGCAGUGCGCGGUAGACGUGGUCGUCCAACCGAUGAAUCACGUCGAAAUGACCGGGAUCGUUUGAAUGCAACAGAAGACAAAGAGCCAGCCCAAGAUCAAGAUCAUUUGAGAUCAGAGGACGAGGCUGAAACUGAAGAAGAAGAUUGCCCUGCUGAGGGAGGAGAAGAAGACCCUGAGAACGAGGAGAGCGGAGAAGAAUCUGAUUCAAAGCUUAAAACUCGGUUACGAUCCGCACGCCAAGAUACUGAGCAAGAGGAGAAAAAAGAGUUUAAACUAAACCUUAACCAAGACCAGGAGAAACAACAGGAUCUUGAGAAAAAAGUUUACCAGCCUGACAGUAACGUUAUUGCCAAGACUAGUUUGGCUGAUGUUAAACCUGAAGAAGACGAAAGUGAAUCACGUGAGCGGGAUAGAGAGCCCGAACCGCCACCUAGAAUUCCUGAUACUCUAGAUCCUGGGGGUGAUGAUAGUAAAAUAGAGAAUAGCAAUUCCAAUAGUGGUACUAAUAAAACAAUAGAAGCUGUAACGAGUAAUAAGGAAGAAAAGGAGACUGUUGAUAAGUUUAACAGUGAUAUUGAAAAUUCAAGCAGUCCUAGUCAUAAGCAGGCCAGUGAACUGGUCGAGUGUACGAAUAAGGACGGCAGCGUGCUGGAGAGACUGAGUCCAUUGAACGCUGGGCCGGGGAGGCUGACCCUGCUCCAUGACGAGCAGGAGCGUAGCCGGCACAACGAGAGUCCAGUUAUUCUUGCCGAAAGGAUAAACAAGCCUCCCGUGUCCUCUUCUGGUGGCUUGGUGCAUCCGCAUCAUAAUAAUAAUCAUAAUCAUCUUCACCAGCAGCAGCUUCAUCACCACCAGGAACACCAACAUCUUCAACAGUAUCAGCAUUUGCAUCCAAGGUACACUGCCAGUCCGGUGAUCCAUCGACUGGACUCGGUGAGUCCUCACAGUCAUCGUUCACCGUAUCCGAAUCAUCAUCAUCUUCACCAUCAGCAACAGCUUCAUCAUCAGCACCAAGGUGUCUUAGAUAUUGGUGAUAAGUCUAAUCAUAAUUUGGUCCAGCAUCAUCAUCAAUUGUCUUCAACCCGGCACGGCGAUGAUGCCGGUAGUAUCAUGGAGAUGGAGACCGGUGGGAACGGUGCUGCCGUUGGAGGCUUCCCUGGUGUAUCAGGUGUCGCCAGUGGCGUCCGAGGCGCUACGACCUAUGGCGACAGCGGUUCAGAUAGCGGGAUAAGUUCGCUCAGGAGUGCCGGUUCCGGGGAUGAACGUAGUGGAAGCCGUAGCUCGGCUUUGAGCGCUGAAGAAACUACUGGCACAGCGACUACGAAUAUUCCAACGAUAAUUCCAGUUCCAGCGACAACAUCGGUAACUACUACAGUUCCAUCGCCUUCAGGUUCAGGUGCUUCGACAACACCGGCUUGCAUUAGGCACGUAUACAGUGUCCAGCAUACCUCACUUAUGAUGGCACAUACCCCACAAUCCUCGGGUUCUACCAUCCCAGUUAGUGCUCCACCGGUUGGUUAUCAAACUCCAGCUGCGCCUGCUAGUCAUCAUCAUCAUCAUCCCUCUGCGGAGAUGCUCUGGCGACCACCAAGAUAUCCCCCUCUGCCCCAUUCACUUCUUGCUCCAGGUCAACCUAUGCCUUCUGAGGAGCUGGUAGAACGCGAGCGACAUGACAGAAUCAUUAGAGAAAGAAGAGAAGCUGAAGCCCGGGAAUUGGAAAAGCAGCAGCAAAGAGAAGCCAAAAUGGAUCUCGAAAAAUUGGAGAAACAAAAAGCUGCUGAGCAGGCAGUACACAAACAUUUUGAAGAGUCCUUUAGAUUGGCACAUCAAAGGGUACCUUAUGUUUCGCAGAGAAAUAUGUCGACGGCCUCGGCGCCGUGGAGUAACUUUAUAACACUGCCACCACCAGGAAGCAGAAGUCACGGUGCGCCUCCCCCAUCACAUGCGGGGUUGCCCUCACAUGGUCACCAUCAUCCUGGUCCCGGUGGAGCCGCGCAUCCCUCACAAGUUGCGUCUCAACAGCAGCAGCAACAGCAACAGCAGCAGCAUCACCAACAAGAACGACAGAGGCGUGAACGUGAGGAGCAUGAUGCGCGAGAACGUGAACGUGAACGUGAGCGAGAACGGGAACGGGAACGAGAACGUGAACGUGAGCGUGAACGAGAUGUUCAAGCUAGAGAGCAGCGGGAACGUGAGCGUGAGCAUCUGGUGGCUGCUGAGCGGCUACAUAGACAAGCUGAGGCUCGUGAGCAUCAAAGAGCUGCUGCGUAUUAUGGAGCUACUGCUCCAUCUACUGCUCAACAGGUAUUACGAUCGUCAAGUGUACCAAGCAAAGUUGAGUACCCACCACCUCCAGCGCAUUCUCGAACCUCAAAAUCAUCACUGUCAGUAGUAAAUUUACAUGACAAGCAGCAAGUAGUGGGACCUCCACACAGCCUUCCAAAAGCCGAACCAAAUGUUAGUUUGUUCACCUACCCAGCGUACACAACCUCCCAAAUGCCGUCUUAUGUCCACGACAUAAAGGUAAAAAAUGAUCUCCAAUUAAAAGCACUACCAGGUAAAAGUCUCGGUAGUCAUGAACGAGAUCAUCACGGCCGGGAGUUGUCGCAAAGUCAGCCACCCUCGUUACUAUCAGACCACAAGAGCUCGGUAAUAGUAAAAAAUGAGCAAGGUCGUGGAGGAAAUGACCUAUCAAAAGUACCACCACCCCACUCGUCGAGUCCAAAGAUGAUGUCUUACAUGGUGCAACCAGUGGCACCACCCCAAGGACCACCACCCUCUAGCCACAAAACUCCCGUAACUUACGAGUACCGGAGUCCAACCCAGAGCCCGCAUCACCUGCAUCACCUAGAAAGCUUGCAGGCAAAAGGAUUACCGAGUCACCACCGUUCGCCAGCUGGACACACUCAGUCGCCUCACGGGCAUUCGUCGUCACAUUCGCACAACCGUCAGUCGCCUCACAGUCAGCCUCAUCCCCAUCAAACGCCCCACCCAUCACCACCAGAGCCACGUUACCUCAGCAGGCCUGAACCCGGAUUGCUCUACGCAUCAUCAAAGCCCUCAUACUCGUACCCCCAUCAACCAAACGCCUCACCGACCUCUCACUACGCCGCACCACCGGGUUCCAAGCCAAAAGUGAGCAGCCCAGCGCCGCCUCACAUCUACGGGAAUCCAGGAAACCCCGGUAUUUUAACCGGAACACCAGUGUGUCGUGCGUCUGAGCCAGCAGCGCCAGCCCCGUUGCCACUAACGUCAAAGGCUCCAGGUAGUUCGCCUUACCAGCAAGUGCCUCAUCAUCACGGGGUGCCACCAUCCAGGAAUUUACCUCCUCCGGCAGCACACAGUCGCUCUCCGUACGAUUCACGUGGCUUUCCAGUCGGCUCUCCGUUACCUUCAUCAAAAUUGCCGCCUCCGUUACACGGAUCUCCCCCGACUGUAGCCUCAGCGCCUCUAUCACGUCCCACGGUAACGCAUCCGUCACACCAUGUGAAUAAUCCACAUCAACCUGGUGGCCCAGCACCGUCGUCGUUGCAACAGCAACAGCCACCAAUGGUUGUUCCGUCGUUUCAAACCCAACCAUUGGAUCUGGGUGUUGAGCGUUCAAUCUCACCGAAGCGUAAAGCUUCCACACCGACUGAUCAUCUGGGUCAGCCUGUCUCUCUAGAGAUUAAAAAACGACGUACCGAAGAACCACCCACUCCUUUAUCCCUACAGUGUGUUGGACCGCCUGUACUGUCUAGGGUGAGUGAACCAAGUCCGCUGAUUGCUUCGGCUGCAACUUCUAUCACCACUGUUGUCAAUAAUGCGCUGCUGGUACAGUCAACCAUUAAUAAUACUACUGUUAAUACUACUACUACGACUACUGUAACUACUGCUACUAUUAAUAGUAAUAAUAACAGUAAUAAUAAUAUUAAUAGUAAUAAUAAUAGUAAUAGUAAUAAUGAUAAUACUAGUAUUAAUACUGAUAAUGUUCAAACACAUCAACAACUACAACAGCAGCAGCUAUCACAAGAUCCAGCUGUUGUUGUUUCUGUAAGCCCGGCACCAAGAACAGCCAGUGCUGAUGGAUCCGUCCGGCCUGCUAGUACUGGUAGUGUUAAUUCGUUGCAUCAAAUAACGACAAGUCCAGCACCUACAGCAAGUCCUGCUCCGCCAACGGCUGCACCCAGUCCCUCGCCGCUGAGUGCUCCCGGAACUCCAGCUAAAACUCCGGCUAAUAAUACUGAUAGUGAGAAGUCGAAUAGUCCGGCACCCAGGCCGCCUAGUAGGACUAAUUAUCCGGUGCAUAAGCUUAAAAAAGCUUGGUUACAAAGACACUCUGGUGAGGAUGGUACUGAGGAUACUACUGGUGUUAUCGGUAGUGGUUCUUGUGUUACGUUACCAUUAAAUAGUGCUCAGGCCCCGUCUCAGCCCCUACACAAAGAACGUGAAUCUACUACCAGUAAUAGUAAUAGUACGUCUAAUACGACGACUAGUCUACCCAGUGCUGUUAAUUCUAUUCAUAAUAUUGGAAGUAUGGCUGUUAAUAGUAUAAAUAAACCUAAAGGUACUGGCAAAGCUGGGAGGAAACCGCUCAAUAAAGAAACAUUAAAUGGACAUACUAAUGAAACUAAAAAUCUUCAAGAAGAUUCGUCUAGCAGCGAUCCUGAGAGGAAGUCGCCGCCUAAGAGAAAACCGCCCAAGGUAAAACGAAAGAAGGGAGCCCCGAGGAGACAACAGGCAGCUGUUGAAGAACAAAGACGCAGAAAAGAUGACAAACAAGUAACAGGAAAUACCGGUAGUGUGGCAAAUUCUACUGCUGCUGCUGCUGCUGCUGGAAGUGAUUCUAGCAACGAAAGUGAAGCUGGAUCAGCUAGCGACACCAGUGAACAACUUACCUCCUCAUCGUCUAUUCAGCCUACUCCUAAAAGAAAUACCACAAAUAUCACUACCAAUAAUUCAACUAACUCCAACAAUUCUACUGGAAAUGGAAACACCAACAAGGAGCCACGAAAAAGAGGCAGACGACCAAAGAAUUCGAAGGGAAACGACGCCGGAGGGGGCGAGGAUCAACCUCGUCCAAAAAAAGAGCGUAAAGAUGACAGUUCAAGCGGGAAUGGCGGUGCUGGUGGCGAAGGCGGUGGUAACGGUGGAAACGGUCAAGGCGGAGGUAGUGGAAAAAGUAAUCCCUUUUGUAAACCACCCACAUCGCAGUUGAAAAAAACCGGCGACAGUUGGCUUCAAGACCUAGCGUGCUGCGAUGUUGCACCAAAAUUAGCUAAAUGCCGUGAAUGUCGUUACCUCGCCAAAAGCACAUUGUCAAGAAUUAAAAAACAAACAGUAUUCUGUCGUUUUUAUGCAUUUCGUCGGCUCCGAUAUACUAAAAAUGGUCAAUUGGCCAUUGCCGGAUUUAGCGAUCCACACAAAGAUGCAUCUGAGGAAGACGUACAGUUAUGGUUACCGGGUAAUAUGGGUCAAAAUUCGAAGGAAAAGGAUGAAAAAACGGAAAAAAGUGACAAAGAUAAAGGUGCGGAUAGAUUAGAUCUAGACAAGGAAAUGGCUUACCGGCUGUUACGUCAAGUAGGCGAUCAAUUUUGUGAUCUUUUACGCCAGGAAAAAGAAGCACUUUCUGAGCACAUAGCUGACGCGGAUAAUGGAAUUGUAGACAGUACAGUUGCGUGGAAACGAGUCGUCCAGGGUGUACGUGAGAUGUGCGACGUUUGCGAAACAACACUUUUCAAUUACCACUGGGUCUGCGGUAAAUGUGGUUUCGCUGUUUGCAUCGAUUGUUUUAAGGGACGUAAAAAUGGAACCGUGACUAUUUGGGGUGAAAGUGGAAAAGAUCGUGACGAUUGUGGCUGGUUACUUUGUACAAAUCGGCAAAUCCACGCGCCAGAUCGUCUAAUGCUAACCCAAAUAAUAGCAGGUGACAGUUUACCUCAGUUAGGACAACGCUUGCAUGAUGUAAGAGCUGAAUGGGGAAUUCCACAACACUGUGAUUGUUCACUAGUAUCAUCAACUCCACCCAACGACAUCCUCCGUAAUUCUAUAAAAGGUGACUCAAUAACCGUUACAACAAAUGGUAACAUCAAGCAAGAAAUAAAAGAAGAAAAGAAUUCGGAUGAUACCGCGAAUGGUUCGUCUGACGGUAAAGCCAAUGGCGAAGAAAAUUCACCCUUAAAUUGGUUAGCCGACGUAGCGUUGCAAAAUCAAGAUAAAAAUGACAGUGGCUCUAGUUCUGACUCAGACGAAGAUCGUGACGGUAAUUAUUCUACCUUGCGUGAAUUAUUGAUCCGUCCAUCACACAAACCCAAUGGUAACGGCUCACGGUCAAAUUCUCCGACGAACGUUAAUUCACCUGGACCUACGAGUAACAAUAUCGUUAAGCAGGGUAAAAAAUCCAAGAUGGACGCACUUGAUGAGGUAAUAUCGAGUGUAAUUGAACACACAGCUAAAGAGGAACGCGAUAGAAACGAGUCUGGUGAAAAAACUUGUGAGCUGAAACACUUUGUGCGUCGCUAUAAGUGGACCGAACGUGGGCGUGAGCCAUUGCCAAUUAGAAUAAUGACAUUAACCGAGAGUAAAAGUCUUUAUCCAAAUGUACCACAUUCCUGGUUGUGUAAUGGUAAACUAUUGCGGUUAAAUGAUCCUCAUAAUAUCAACAAUUAUCGCAUAUUUCAAGAUCAAUGGAAACGUGGUCAGCCAGUUAUUGUAUCAGAUGUAUCUAAAUCACUUAACAUGGAUCUCUGGCACCCAGAUUCAUUUGCGCGAGACUUUGGUGAUGAAAAAAAUGACUUAGUUAACUGUAUGACCGGUCACACAGUACCACAUCAACCUAUGCGUAAAUUUUGGGAAGGUUUUGAGCAUUUUUCAAAACGCCUUAAAGACGAUAAAGGCAAUCCAAUGCUUUUGAAACUAAAAGACUGGCCACCGGGUGAAGAUUUUGCUGAAUUAUUACCAUCACGUUACGCUGAUCUCAUGAAAGUAUUACCGUUGUCUGAGUACACUCAUCGUAAUGGACGGUUAAAUUUAGCAAGCAGAUUACCUGACUGCUUUGUUAGGCCAGACUUGGGGCCUAAAAUGUACAAUGCAUAUGGCUCAGCGCUCUACUCGAAUAAAGGAACGACUAAUUUACAUCUUGAUAUAUCUGAUGCUGUUAAUGUUAUGGUUUAUGUGGGUAUUCCUCAAGAUGGUGACAGUGAAGAGCAUAUUAAAGAAGCACUGAGAGCUGUCGAUGAAGCAGGCUGUGAUAUUUUGACUCGCCGACGUGUACGUGAACGUGGUGAAGCACCAGGUGCUCUCUGGCACAUUUAUGCUGCUCGUGAUGCUGAUAAAAUUCGCGAUCUGCUUAAUGCUGUUGCUUUAGAACGUGGCGCACGUUUAGAGCCACACCACGAUCCUAUUCAUGAUCAAAGCUGCUAUCUUGAUGGUCAUCUACGUGAACGAUUGUACCGUGAAUAUGGUGUUGAAGGGUACGCAAUUGUUCAGUGUCUAGGUGACGCAGUAUUUGUACCAGCAGGUGCACCACAUCAAGUUCGUAACCUCCACAACUGUAUUAAAGUUGCUGAAGAUUUUGUAUCACCUGAAAAUGUAUCUCACUGUUUUCAUUUAACUCAAGAGUUUCGUGCCCUAUCAGACACUCACACUAAUCACGAAGAUAAAUUACAAAUAAAAAAUAUUAUUUAUCACGCGGUUAAAGAUUCAUUGACUGUAUUAGCUAAUGCUAAGGAGGAGGCAUUGCAACAACAACAACAACAACAACAACAACAACAACAACAGCAACAGCAACAGCAACAGCAGCAACAAUUACAACAGCAGCAGCAACAGCAACAGCAACAGCAAAAGAAGAAGAAAGAUAAUCAGAAGAAUAAUAAACAAGCUAAGCAAGCACAAUCACAGCAAACAACACCUGUUAGUAGUAAUACUAAUCUGAGUAAUAAUAAUAAUAGUAAUAAUAAUAGUAAUAGUGGGAGUUCAACGCAUGGUCAAGCUAAAGAUAUGACAAGGAUAAAUAUUGAAAAUCUUAAAUUACCACCUGGUAUUACGAUAACAAAGGUUGAUGUUCCUGUGAAACCAUUUCCAAUAAAAUCAACUCCACUUGCUAAAGCUACUAACAAUACUCCGCCAAAUAAACAGGCGACGAUAAUUGCAUCUCCAAUGUCAGCUGGAGGAAUUCAUGGAAGCUAUGGUGGUCCUCAAGCUGGCGCUAAUGUUAUUGUCGUUGAUACUGGGAAACUCAAGCAGGAUCUUAAUCCAAAUGACAAAGGAGCUUCCAAAGAGCCAAGUAAAUCGAGUAAAAAGAAGAAGAAGAAGAAUGCAGCAGCAGCAGCUGCUGCCGCCAAGAAUUCAUUGCAAAAUAAUUCACAAUCUAACGACAACUCGGAACGUUAUCAAAAUGAUGAAUUAGCGCGUAUUGUUCACAAUCCCGGAUCCAAUAUGGUGACUAUCCGUAAUCCUGCAUUCGGAUCGUUACCAAAAGUUGAACCAGUUCAACAACAAGCAGCUAUUAUUAAACUGUCUGACAAUGGGAUGGUAACAAUACGAAGUCCAGCCUUGCAACAUGCCUUGAACAAUGGUCUUACACCUCCGCCAAAACCCGAUUUUAUAGUGAAAGGUGAAUUUUUGAAUGAAAAUAACAAACCCGCAUCGGGACAAAAAAGUGCAAAUAUAUCUUCGAGCUUAGCUGAUCUAAGAAGUCGUCUCACACCCGAUUGUACUGGUAUCACUGGUCUUGCUAAUAUACAAAUAAGUAAAGUAACUAGUGGGCAACAAGUGAUACCUGAGAAUGGUAUUAAUUUAAAAGGAACCAGUGUUACAUUAACAAAGGUCAAAAAUCCAGAUGUUAAAUGUGAUUUUGUUGGUGUUUCUUCUACUGUUGCCAAUAUAACAAUCCCUCCGACAAAUUCUCCUGGUGGUUUACCACAUGAGCUCUCGUCAAAUAAUAUUCCUAAUGAUUUUAAUCAACAUCAGCCGUUGCAGCAUCAUCAGCACCAUCAACACCAGCAAGAUCAGCAACAACAGCAGCAGCAGUCAUUAGCGAAAGGAAAAAAAAAGAAAAAGAAAGGAAAUGGUGCUAGAUCAUGCGGCGAUGACUGGAAUCUCGUUGAGAGCGUAUUCACGCCGAAAGAUAUAGACGAGGAUGGAGAGAUGGACGACGCAGAACGUGAACUGGAGGCAUUCAAACGUUUCUGUCUGCAGUCAGUACCACCGCCGAGAAAAGAAAAAGUUAAGCUUAAUAUCAAGGACAUUGUUCUUAAGAAAAAAUCGUCAUCUUCAUCCUCAUCUUCUUCAUCAUCAUCUUCGUCGUCUUCAUCAUCUUCAUCGUCAUCAACUUCUUCAGCAGCCGCGGCUAUAAUUGCUGCUAAUUAAUUAUUUUUUAUUUGUUAUCAUUCAUUAAUUUUUUUUAUCGGUAAAACAAAUACUGCCAUAUCAGUAAAAUAUUUUAUU
Messenger RNA from Cotesia glomerata, 11152 nucleotides. RefSeq names its product probable JmjC domain-containing histone demethylation protein 2C (gene Kdm3). Gene Ontology annotation, biological process: regulation of transcription by RNA polymerase II. The transcript has 20 exons. Gene Ontology annotation, cellular component: histone deacetylase complex; chromatin. Gene Ontology annotation, molecular function: transcription coregulator activity; histone H3K9 demethylase activity; chromatin DNA binding. NCBI's taxonomy places the organism in Eukaryota, Metazoa, Arthropoda, Insecta, Hymenoptera, Braconidae. The coding region runs from base 485 to 11074 and encodes 3529 amino acids. The record is from RefSeq and is a predicted model, not a curated record.